Messenger RNA from Condylostylus longicornis, 8169 nucleotides. It is a transcript of the gene gek, whose product is annotated as serine/threonine-protein kinase Genghis Khan. NCBI's taxonomy places the organism in Eukaryota, Metazoa, Arthropoda, Insecta, Diptera, Dolichopodidae. Gene Ontology annotation, cellular component: cytoskeleton; cytoplasm. The transcript has 20 exons. The record is from RefSeq and is a predicted model, not a curated record. Gene Ontology annotation, molecular function: ATP binding; protein serine/threonine kinase activity. Gene Ontology annotation, biological process: peptidyl-threonine phosphorylation; actomyosin structure organization. Bases 265 to 6801 code for a protein of 2178 amino acids.
UUCUUCCUUCAACUUUAAAUUAUAUAUGUAUGUAAAUUAUGUAUUUCUCUUAAACGAAAUUCACCACACGAUAGAAUUAACCAUACGGAAAUGAAAAUUUCAUCAUAAUAAAAUCUUAUUAUAAUUAAAAUUAAAUUAAAAAAAAUCAAUGAAAUAAUUUAAAAACGAAUAUUGAAUUACAUAGAAUAAUAUUAUUAUGCUGGGUCGUCCAUUUCCAGUCAGUAUAUUAAACCCAAUAACGCAUUUUAAUCUCAUUAUUUUUAAAUGAUGUCUGAUAUAAGGAACGAGAAAAAUCUAAAAUCAAACGAAAUGCCAGUAUCUGUAUCUGGUUUGAAACGGCUUCGGCAACUGGAAUCAUUGAUAUUAGAAAACGGUGUGUCAAAUAUUUUUCUUGGCUCUGGUGAUGGAACGAAUACAGAUUUACCAAAUAAUCCGGGUAAAUCGUUAUCUGUUGAAGCUUUACUUGACGCAUUACUGGUGCUGUAUGAUGAAUGUUGUAAUUCGUCACUACGACGUGAAAAGACUGUUUCAGAUUUUAUAGAAUUAGUUAAACCAGUUAUUUUAUUGCUAAAACAAUUACGCCUGACCAGAGAUGAUUUCGAAGUUCUAAAAGUUAUUGGGCGCGGCGCUUUUGGAGAGGUUUGUGUUGUUCGCAUGGUUACCACGAAUCAGAUAUUCGCAAUGAAAAUUUUAAAUAAAUGGGAAAUGUUAAAAAGAGCAGAAACUGCAUGCUUCCGUGAGGAAAGAGAUGUAUUAGUUUUUGGUGAUCGCCGUUGGAUAACAAAUUUACAUUAUGCUUUUCAGGAUGAAACUAAUCUUUAUUUGGUCAUGGAUUAUUAUUGUGGUGGUGAUUUGCUUACAUUACUAAGUAAAUUUGAAGAUCGCUUACCCGAAGACAUGGCACGAUUUUAUAUAGCAGAAAUGAUAUUAGCAAUUCAUAGUAUUCAUGAGCUUAGAUAUGUUCAUCGUGAUAUAAAACCCGAUAAUUUAGUAUUAGAUGCUAGUGGUCAUAUUCGUUUAGCAGAUUUUGGUUCAUGCCUAAAGCUUGGCCCUGGUGGUACUGUACAAUCUAAUGUUGCUGUUGGAACACCUGAUUACAUAUCUCCAGAAAUAUUACGGGCUAUGGAAGAUGGCCAAGGGCGUUAUGGUCCUGAAUGUGAUUGGUGGUCACUUGGGGUUUGCAUGUACGAAAUGCUGUAUGGUGAAACACCAUUUUAUGCUGAAAGUUUGGUGGAAACUUAUGGAAAAAUUAUGAAUCAUAAAAAUUGCUUCGACUUCCCCCCUGAUGAUGGAAUCGAUUAUCAAAUAUCAGAAAAUGCAAAGGACUUAAUUAAACGUUUAAUUUGUUCACCAGAAUUUCGUUUGGGUCAAAAUGGAAUUGAUGAUUUUAAGAAACAUCCAUGGUUCGAAGGAAUCGAUUGGGAAAGUAUACGUUUAGGUCAAGCACCAUAUAUACCUGAGGUUUCAAGUCCAACAGAUACUUCAAAUUUUGAUGUAGAUGAUAAUGAUAUUAGAUUAUCAGACGCUGUACCACCAACUGCCAAUCCAGCCUUUUCUGGUUUACACUUGCCUUUCAUAGGUUUUACAUUUACACAAACAAGUUGUUUAUCAGAUGUCGGAAAAAUUCGACGUGCCGAUGCUGGUACUUUGGAUAUAAUGACAGAAGCCGAUGAUUAUAAAACAAACAAUAUAAAUAAUACUGGCGCAACAACCGGUGAGGAAAAGCGAUUAAGUCCAGAUAGCACUAGAAGAUUACAAGAUGAAAUAAACAUACUGACAAAGAGAAAUUGUGAAUUAGAAAGCCAAAUAAAAAGUUUCGAACGACAGGAAAUGCAAACAAAAUCAAAUUUAAGCAGCGGCCAUGAUUCAAUUGACGGGCAAAUGGAUGCUAAAAUCAAAGAUUUAGAAAAACAGAUUAGAAUUUUAAAACAGGAAAAAGAAGAUUUAGCAAAAGAGAAAGGAGAUGCGCUAGAAAGACUGAAAUCUCAAGAUAUUGAAUUAAAUGAUGCUUUAAGUCAAAGAAAGUUGGCUAUGACAGAAUACUCAGAAGUUACAGAUAAACUUUCUGAAUUAAGAAGCCAAAAGCAAAAAUUGUCGCGGCAGGUACGCGAUAAAGAGGAAGAAUUGGAAACGGCGAUGCAAAAAAUUGAUAAUUUACGUAAUGAUUUACGUAAAGCAGAUAAAAAUCGUCGUGAGAUGGAAUCACGUAUUGAGGAUGUCAUUGCUGAAGUUACAAAAGAACGAAAAUUACGAGAACGUUCUGAAGAAUAUUGUAGACAAUUGCAAGCUGAAGUUCGCACUCGAAGUACGUCAGAUUUAGGAUCAUCAUCAUCAUUGGGUGGCAUUUCUUCGGAAGCUUCUCGACUAGAAAUUGAUCGUAUUGAAGUUCAGUUUACUGAAAAGUUAAAUCAACAGCAAUCUAGGUUUAAUUUGGAAACAGCUUCGUUGCGAGAACAACUGAAUGAAGCAGAAAAACAUCGAGAUAUUCUUUACCGUGAAUUGCAGCAAACACGAGAAAAAUUUGACACAAGUCGAUUGGAAUCACUAACUGACACUGAAGAAACAAUAUCAGAAUUAAAGAAACGCUAUGAGCGUGAGAAAACUUUAUGGAUGGACGAAAAAAGGAAAUUAUUAAAUGAAAUCGAACUAGUAUCAGAAAAUGGUCGUAGAAUCCAAGCACAACAAAUGCAGGUUGAAAACGAUUUUGAGGAGUUAAGAAGCAAAAGACAAGCAAUCAGCCAAUGGGAAAGACAAAUGGCCGAAAUUAUACAGUGGGUAUCAGAUGAAAAAGAUGCUCGUAGCUAUUUGCAAGCUUUAGCAAGUAAAAUGACCGAAGAAUUAGAAUAUUUGAAACACUCAGGAUCAUUACAUCAGAACAGUUCCGACAAAAAUUGGCGUAAUCGUAGAUCACAGAAGUUAGAUAAAAUGGAAUUAUUAAAUCUCCAAAGUUCACUGCAAAGUGAAAUACAAGCUAAAGCAGCUAUUUCAGAAGAAUUGAGUCGUACGAGAGCCGACUUGGUCGCAGCACAAAAGGACCUACGGGAAGCAAGGCAACGUUGCGACUCAAUUGGUCAUGAAUUAAAACGAAAAGAUAGUCAAGUUAGGGAGUUACAGCAACGUUUAGAAAAUAGUGAAGGAUUACGUCGUUCAUCAAUUGGGACGACAUCAGAUAUAUCUAGUCAAUUAGAUUACAAUCAUAGUAACAGUACACCUUCUUUAAUACCAUUAACAAUAAGUUGUUUCAAUAAUAAUAAUAACGAGAAUGAAAAUUCGAAUAUUAAUAACAAAAAUAAUACAAUAUAUAAUGAAAGUAUGAUUACUUCAAAUGAAAGUCAUAACAAAAUUGAUUUUAAACAUUAUGAGACUGAAAUAGAUAAUUUAUCUGCAAGUGCGACAAAUGCAAGCACUGCAAACAUUUCUAAUUUGGCAACAACACCUACAACAACAACAUUAAAUUUAAUUGAGCAACUCGGUGAAAUAUUUAAGAAAAAUAAUGAAAAUAGUGAACUUUUGGAAGAAUCUUCCAAAAAUAAAAUUGCAGCAAAAAGAUCAUUUUCAAAACGAAGAGAUUUCGAAAAAAAGCGUCGUGAGAGUGAAAGUGAAAAAUUUGUUAAUGAAAUACAUGAAAAAGAAUUGCGUUGUGAAAAUAUUGAAGAUGAUGAUUUAAUCGACGAAAAUGUUUUUUCUGAUGCUUCUAUGGCUCCAAAUGAUAAUAUAUCGAAUUUAUCAUUUAUGGUAUCCAGUGAUAGUGAUUUACGUUAUAGAGAUGACGAUUGUAAUUUUUCUGAUGCGAUUUCAUUAACAAGCAGUUGUGAUACUUUUGAUGAGGAUGAAUUUAUAGCGAACAUAUUAAGUAGCAGUACAGUAGAAUUGAAUGAAGUUGAUCCAAAUAUUAAUGAAAACAUCGGUGGCACUGAGCUAACAGAAUUUGAAAAAGAAAUUGUUAACAAAUAUAUGAAACAAUUGGAAGUCAAUAUAAAUAAAGUUGAGGAAGAUCUUCUACAAAGUCGCAAUAAACCGCAACAGUUGCCACAAUCAAAUGAAAAUCUUAAAAGUCUUUCAAAAAUAAAUUGUAAGAAUACAAAUCUACUAAACAAAACAGAAAACAUUGAAGAAAAUAAUGAUCAUGAAUGCAUUGAAGAGCAUGCUAACGAAAUUAAUAUAUUAAAUACUAAUACUGUUAACGAGAAAAAUAUUAACGAUAAAAUUUUGGAACGGCCAUCAUCACAAAUGUCAUAUUUAGAUCAUUUCUUAAAAGAGUCUGGAGGAAAAAGUAAUGUCGAUGCUACUAGUAUAGGUGGAGGUGGUUCAACAACACAUACAAUUUCAUCAGCACUUGGAGGAAAUAUGCAUCCCUCAUCGAAUUCAAUUGCACAGUAUUCACCACAUCAACAGAAUGCACAAAAUUUGUCAUCUGCAUCUUCGUCAUCAAAUAAUAUUCAUAAUCAGCAACAACAACAACAGCAGCAGCACAUAUUAUCACAACAACAACAUUUAGCUCAUGCACAACAACAGAUGCUUCUUCAACAGCAACAUUCAAUUAGCGGCGGGGGUGUUUAUUCAAUUGAAAGUGAAUUAGAUGGUGAAUUGGAUGAUAAUCGUGCUCAUAGUUUAUCCAGUUCAAAAUCAAAUCUUAGUGAUAAUUCAAUGGAUCAGCACAGUUUACACAGUUCAAUAAUACAAAAGCAAAAAAUUCAUCAAUUCUUGGUACGAACAUUUAGUAGUCCAACCAAGUGUAAUCACUGUACAUCACUAAUGGUCGGUUUAACACGUCAAGGAGUAGUUUGUGAGCUAUGUGGCUUUGCUUGUCAUACAGUUUGUUGUCAAAAGGUUCCUACAACUUGUCCAAUACCGUCAGACCAAGCAAAAAGACCAUUAGGAAUAGAUCCAACUCGUGGUAUUGGUACUGCUUAUGAAGGUUAUGUUAAAGUACCAAAAAUGGGUGCUGUUAAACGGGGUUGGGUUCGACAAUUUGUUGUAGUUUGUGAUUUUAAAUUGUUUUUAUAUGAUAUAACAUCAGAUAGAACCGCACUGCCAAGCGUCAAUGUCUCACAGGUGCUAGAUAUGCGUGAUCCAGAGUUUGUUGUCACUGGUGUUCGAGAAAGUGAUGUUAUACAUGCAGCUAAAAAGGAUGUGCCGUGUAUAUUUAGAAUAAAAACAUCAUUAAUUGACGGUGGCCCAUCGUCACAUACUUUAAUGUUAGCUGAUACUGAAUCAGAAAGAACAAAAUGGGUCGUAGCCCUGAGUGAAUUACAUCGAAUAUUAAAGCGCAAUAAUUUACCAAAUACAGCAAUAUUUAGAGUACGUGAAGUUCUUGAUAGUUUAGCAUUGAAUUUAAUUCGAAGUGCAUUAAGCGCAUUAAUAAUUGAUCCAGAUCGCAUAUUGUUAGGAACGGAAGAUGGCCUAUUCUGUUUGGAAUUAGAUCAAAGCGAAAUAGCACGUAUUGGGGAAAGUAAACGGAUUAUACAGCUUUGGCAUAUUGUCGAAGAACAAAUUCUAGUCGUAUUAUGUGGUAAACAACGACACGUGCGUUUGUUACCUAUUCGAGCAUUAGAGGCAACAGAUGUUGAAUGGAUUAAAGUAGCUGAAUCGAAAAAUUGUAUUACAGCUUGUACUGGCAUUAUUCGUCGAAGCCCACAAAUUGUUUAUUGUGUUGUAAUCGCAUUAAAACGACCUAAUAAUCAAUCACAAAUAAUUGUUUAUGAAAUUAAUCGAAAUCGUACUCGACAUCAUAAAAUGUGCGAAUUUACUGUGGCAUAUCCGGUUCAAAGUUUGCAAGUUUUAACUGAUAUGAGAUUGGCAGUAGGCCAUCAAAGUGGUUUUACUUCAUACUUCUUACAGGGUGAAGCUCAAGCAGUGCCUCUAGUCCAUCCAGAAAACCAAUUAUGUGCGUUCUUAAAUUAUUCUGGGGUAGAUGCAAUACGGGUAAUAGAAAUUCAAGGUCCAGGUAGUGGUGGAUAUGGGGAAUAUUUGUUAGUGUUUCAAACUUUAGCAAUUUAUGUUGAUUUACAAGGGCGGAAAUCUCGCGAUAGGGAAAUUAUGUAUCCAGCUGUACCGACGCAUAUAACGUAUUGUGACGGUCAUCUACUAGUUUUUUCUGAAACCCAUUUAGACGUUUUUAAUACCCAAACAGCCGAAUGGGUCCAGUCAAUUGGAUUAAAGCGCUCCCGGCCAUUGAAUAAUCAAGGAAAUCUUGGUUUGACAUAUAUUAAUGAUUCUCCGAUUGUUAUUUAUUUAGCUAAUAUGCACACAAGAGAGCUUUUAAAUACACAUAGUGAACGAGAUGGACGUUCAAAGCCUAAACGAAGAUUUUCCAUGAGAGAAGGAAAUCGAAUUGCACGAACUUCUACCGAUCGAAGAUCAAAAAUGAUAUCAGCACCAACGAAUUUCAGUCAUAUUUCGCAUAUGGGACCCGGUGAUGGUAUUAAAAAUCAAAGAUUACUCGACUUACCAACGACCAUAGAAACAGCUGAUCAAACAGUAGUUCAGCAACAACAGCAAAGAUUAUCAAUGCGUCAUGCACCACCACCACCGAGAGCUCCACCACGUCCAGCUGGUUUACCACCUUAUAAUGGAGCAAAACGAAUAGCACCUGCAAGGCCUCGAGAACAACCACCAUCCUUACCAGCUCGUUCACCUAGUCCUUUAGGAAGUAUGUCUUCUUUACAUGAUGUUUUAAAGGUCGUUGAUAUGCAAUCUGGAUCGAGACAUAGUGUCGCUAGCAACAAUUCUAGUUCGGUUUCAAGUCCUCCAUCGCCGAGUGGUGAUCGCUUGAGCUCUAGUUAUGACUCGGGCAAGUGAAUUUUUCAGUUAAUUGGAGUUAUGCAAUGGAAAAUUCAUCAUACGAAAUACAAGAAGCAACAAAAUUUUUUAUGGAGAUUGACAACAUUGUAAAUUUGAUUUUUAGCAUGCAAAAAAAUUUGAUUUUCUAUUUUAUAUUUAAUUAUAAAUUAAAAUUUUUACUUUAGAAUUAUUAACUUUUAUGUCUAAAAAUUUACAAAAAUCAAAAAAAAAACAAUUAUUUAACAGUAAGAUGCUUUUUUAAAAUGAUGAUUUUCAAAUUUUACGGCUUCUAAAAUAUUAUGUGGGCAGCUCUUUAUAAUAAUUUUUAAUAAACAAUAAAAUAGCAAAUUCUAUAUUAUGAAAACUUGUAAUAAAAUAAUUAAAAUAAAGUUUCAUUUUGAAGAUCAAUAAAUAUUUUAAUGGUAUGAACUUAUUUAAUUUUUAAAAUUAAAAAUUUUAUUCAAAAUUCAAUUAAUAAUUAAACUGGAGAAAUCAAAAUAACUAAUUUACAUAUACAUAUUUUGAAAAAGUCAUUAAGGUUAAUAUUGUUUUUAAACAAAACUUUAAAAAUUCUUUAUUUAAAUUAUUUAUUAUUUUUCAAAAACAAUAUGUUAAUAUAAGUGUAGUUUCGAGAAUGUAAAUCAUGUAUGCUAUGUUUUAACGUUAAAGUACUUACUUAUUAUUGUACGAAUUGUAAAACUUUACAAUCAAGUAUAUUUUUUUGUCGGCCUUUCGAUUAGUGAAAAGUGAAAGCUUAUUUUGUCUUCUUUUUUUUCACUUUUAUUAUUUAACAAGAUUUCAAACAUUUAAUCAAAUAAUAAAAAAAUAUUUUAAUAAUAUUGUAAUCGAUCACUAUUUAAAAUAAUUAAUCUUUUAUACUAGUUAAAAAUAUGUUUGAAGGAAUAAAACUAUGAAUAGUGCAACUAAAAAUUGUUAUAAUCUCAUUUAUUUAUUCUUUUGUUUGUUUUAUAAUUUAAUAGAUAUAAUUGUAGAUACUUAAUUAAAUAGUCAAAAAUCCAAAAAAAAAAAAAUAAUAAUAAAAUGUCUUGCGAAUUAAAAAUUACUUUGAUUUUUAAUAAUAUUUAAUUCGGCAUUCAUAAUUACAAUAACUUCAAUAAUAUAUUGGUAUUAAAGAAUAUUUUUUUUUCUGUAAAUAAAUUCGAAUUUUAUUUUAUAUUUUUUAUGUUUUAUUUAAUGACUUUGAUAUACAUCGUAUUAUAGCUACUUUUCUUUAUAUAAGUAAAUAAAUUUGUGUAUUUAAAAUAUUUUUAAAAAUUAAAUUAAUAAUGUAUAAAUAAAGUAUUUAAGCAAUUUUUUAAAAUAUGUUAAAUAAAAAUAAUAAUCAACCAUGACAAAUAAAAUUAUAAAUCACCACUGCAUUUUAAA